AUACCACAGUUCCCCUAUUCUCCUCCGACUGCCUAAUGUGGCUUUUUCGCUGAAUAGCAUCUCGGUGCGACGCAUUGUGACCUGGAUCGGCACCCGCUCCCACACUCUUCUUAGCAUUACUGUCCCGCCGCAUAGCAGCCCGAAGCCUGGCUCGUAUUGCUGCUUACUUACUCCGCGCGACGCUCCCACCCAAGGAUUCCCCGUUCUCCAACUUUGUUCGCAAAACGCCUUCUAGUCCACAAAAGCGGUUUUUCCUUGGCCUGGGCGUUGCCACAAGACUUCUUGCUCACUUCACUGAGCACGGUUCACCCCGCCAUUCACCGCAACCUCCUCGACUGCCUGGCUGCAUUCGAGGCAGCGACGGCGCCUUCGACGCUCGUGUAGCCAACCUUCCGCUCCUGCAACUAUCGUUUGAUCAAGUCCUUGCCCAUCAUGUACUCGCGCGAACAGUUCAUGAACCCUGGUCCCGCACCACGCCCGCCAACAGACCGCCCGCGCCUUGCUCUUACACCCAACACCAGUAGCACCCUCCCGGGGAACAUGGCAGGCCUGAGUCUGCAAUCCCCCGCCUUUAACAACGGCUCGCAAAUGUCUCUCACACGCACCCAGACCGAAAGGUCCGCUUCCUCCACGGCCACGGUCAAGGAGGGAAUGGUCAAGGUCAAAGACGAGGGCCUCUUCAAGUCUUUCGUCUGGGCUGACCGGUGGCUGGUCCUGCGCGAAUUUGAGCUGAACUUCUUCAAGAGCCCCAAUGCCUCAAAGGUAUCCAACACUAUUCAGCUGCGCGACAUCCUUGGCGUCGAGCGAUCCGACACGCAGCCGCUCUCCUUCGAGAUCACCCGCGCCCUCAACACCAGCAAAGGCUCGUCGCCGCCCCGAGAUGGUCCCACCAAGAUCAUCACAUGCAGAGUCGAGACCGACGAUGAGGUCUACUCGUGGAUAGACAGCAUCUACCAGCGAUGUCCCAGCAUGGGCGGCGUCAGCAACCCUACAAACUUCACACAUAGAGUGCACGUAGGCUUCGACCCUAACAGCGGAGCCUUUGUUGGUCUGCCGGUCGAAUGGGAGAAGUUGCUCACUGCAUCUGCCCUCACUAAAGAUGACUACGCGAAGAACCCCAAGGCCGUUCUCGAGGUUCUGGAGUUUUAUACUGAGAAGCUCGUCAAGCGAGAUGACCAGCAAUACCCUCCAACCCCGCCAGCUAACUCUGGCGUGGAGAAACAGCUGGGUUACCAAGGUGGUGGCAAUUCUGUUGCACCCCCACGUCCCGCACCCCCUGGCAACUACCAGCGCAAAGACAGCUAUAGUCAGGGUCAGGGUCAGGGCCAGAGCCAGAGCCAAAGCCCAGGAUACUCCAGUCAGCAAAACUCAGCCUCGCAGCAACAGGAGCGUUACGAGAACGAGAGGAGGCGGCAAGACGAGCAGGCAAGGGUACAGCGAGAACGUGAGCGUGAGAGGCAGAGACAGGAGUAUGAGCGUCAACAACGCGAAGAACUAGCCGAGUACAAUGCUUCGCUACCGCAGAAGAAACUUCCCCUGGCACAACAGGAGAUUGGUGGUGGCUUCGACUCGCGAGACUCGAGCCCGUCCGGCCAGCGAUAUAACCCAAGUCGUCCAGCUCCCUCGACCCCAGGUGCGCAGCGAACCCAACAGCAGGGCCAGCAACCUCCGGGUUCUCUGCGUCAAAUGGCCGCGCAGCGUCCUGCUCCUCCUGCUCCUCAACAGAAUGGCGGUUACAGCAGUUCUCCUACAAAGGUACCUACUACCCAACAGCGGCCACCGAUCGUGCCUAACCAAAGCUACAAGGGAUCGAGUAACAACGUACCCCGCGCUGCCAACGGCCAGCCGCAACAACAAAAACAAUACCAAGGCUCUGCCGCACCUAAACCAUUGAACGUGGCCAAGCCCAGUGGCGCCCCCGUCAGCGAUGCCGUCAAAAAGGCCGAACAGGCACUUACGGCCAAGCCCAAAGAGGAGACGCCACGCAAGGAUGUACGCAUGUCGAGCAUGUCAGAGAGUGAGGUCAUGGCCAAACUGCGUGAAGUUGUUUCAAAGGAGAAGCCGCUGGACUCGUACAAUAAACAGAAGAAGAUUGGUCAAGGUGCCAGUGGUUCCGUGUAUGUUGCUCGUAUCCGUGAGGGCGCGACUUCGCCCAUGGCAAGGAGGGUCAUGCAGGAGAAUGGACCCCGUGCUCAAGUUGCCAUCAAGCAGAUGGAUCUCCGCAACCAGCCACGAAAGGAGUUGAUUGUGAACGAGAUUAUCGUCAUGAAGGACAGCAAACACCCCAACAUCGUCAACUUCUUGGACGCCUUUUUGCAAGAAGAACAGUCCGAACUCUGGGUAGUCAUGGAGUUCAUGGAGGGAGGUGCUUUGACUGAUAUUAUUGACAACAACCCUUCCAUCACUGAAGACCAAAUUGCCACCAUCUGCUUCGAGACAUGCAAGGGACUAGAGUACCUGCAUAAUCUGAACAUCAUCCACCGAGACAUUAAGAGUGACAAUGUCUUGCUCGACGGCCGUGGUAACGUCAAGAUCACCGAUUUUGGCUUCAGCGCCAAACUUACCGAGCAACGCAGCAAGCGUGCGACGAUGGUCGGAACCCCAUACUGGAUGGCACCAGAAGUCGUCAAGCAGAAAGAGUAUGGCAAUAAGGUUGAUAUCUGGUCUUUGGGUAUCAUGGCUAUUGAGAUGAUCGAGUCCGAACCACCCUACCUGAACGAGGAGCCGCUCAAGGCUCUGUAUCUCAUUGCGACCAACGGAACUCCGCGUCUCAAGAAGCCCGAUAAGCUGUCCAAGGAACUCAAGGCGUUCUUGUCCGUCUGUCUCUGCGUCGAUGUCAAGUCGCGUGCCAGCGCAGGUGAGCUGAUUAGCCACGACUUCCUCAAGAGCGGGUGCAGCUUGGCGAGCUUGUCUCAGUUGCUAAACUUCAGAAAGAACGGCGGCCACUAGAAACGGUCGCAUGACCCUAGAGUGAAGAGGCCUUCGCUUUGAGAUGACGAGAGUAGCGGUGGGCAUUUUCAUGAAGCGUUCUGGACUUGAUCGAUACCCCUUCCAUGUACAUUUUCACAGCUAUACCCCACAUCGGUCGGCCUCCUCACUACACCGAACGACCAACGACACAUCGCAAGGCCCAAGCGGCGACGUAGCGUUUGAGUGAUAUCAGGUUGAUAAACUGGACUCUUACUGGCUACUUCGGAAAUUGCUUUCUCAUUUGCCAUAUUUAUACGCUAUUCUCUA
Molecule: messenger RNA, 3237 nt
Organism: Pyrenophora tritici-repentis Pt-1C-BFP
Lineage: Eukaryota; Fungi; Ascomycota; Dothideomycetes; Pleosporales; Pleosporaceae
Biological process (GO): intracellular signal transduction; protein phosphorylation; regulation of MAPK cascade
Cellular component (GO): cytoplasm
Molecular function (GO): protein serine/threonine kinase activity; ATP binding
Source: RefSeq, a predicted model, not a curated record